Messenger RNA from Pristis pectinata (smalltooth sawfish), 1784 nucleotides. It is a transcript of the gene cdc45, whose product is annotated as CDC45 cell division cycle 45 homolog (S. cerevisiae). Gene Ontology annotation, molecular function: single-stranded DNA binding; DNA replication origin binding; chromatin binding. The record is from RefSeq and is a predicted model, not a curated record. Gene Ontology annotation, cellular component: DNA replication preinitiation complex. NCBI's taxonomy places the organism in Eukaryota, Metazoa, Chordata, Chondrichthyes, Rhinopristiformes, Pristidae. Gene Ontology annotation, biological process: mitotic DNA replication preinitiation complex assembly; DNA replication initiation; double-strand break repair via break-induced replication.
CGCCAACUUUGAGUCUGAGGGUUCACGGACGGGGGUUGUUGCUGUGAAUUCGGCGGAAAGUACUGGUUAGAAGUUAUCGGUUGCGAACUAUGUUCGUGUCGGAUAUACGGAAAGAAUUCUAUGAUGUGCUGUUAAACCAGAGGGUAUUAUUACUUGUUGCCUUGGAUGUUGAUGCACUUUGUGCCUGCAAAAUCCUUCAGUCCCUGUUCCAGUGUGACCACAUACAGUAUACAUUGGUUCCUGUGGCAGGAUGGCACGAUCUGGAGACUGCAUUCCUUGAGCACAAAGAACAGUUUAAGUAUCAUGUUCUAAUCAAUUGUGGUGCUAACCUGGACCUACUGGAGGCGUUGCAACCUGAUGAGGACACUGUUUUCUAUAUCUGUGAUACCCACAGACCUAUUGAUGUCAUCAAUGUUUAUAAUGAUACACAGAUUAAACUACUGAUUAAACAGGAUGACGAUCUUGGUGUUCCUGCAUAUGAUGAUCUCUUCAGGGAUGAAGAAGAUGAGGAUUCAGAGAAUUCUGGAAAUGAGAGUGAAGGGUCAGAACCCACAGGAAAGCGCAGGCGCUUGGAUGAGGUAACCAUGGAGAGGAGAAUAGACCAACGACGUCAGCGACGGGAAUGGGAGGACCGCAGGCGAGAGAUUUUAUUUGAAUAUGAGCAAUAUGAAUACCAUGGGACUUCAUCUGCCAUGGUAAUAUUUGAGCUGGCCUGGAUCAUGUCGAAGGACUCAAAUGAUAUGUUGUGGUGGGCUGUUGUUGGUUUGACUGACCAAUGGGUUCAUGACAAAAUCACACAUAUGAAGUAUGUGUCAGAUGUUGGCAUUGUGCAACGACACGUCUCGAGGCACAACCAUCGUAAUGAAGAUGAGGAGAACACUCUUUCUAUUGAUUGCAUGAGAAUCUCUUUUGACUUUGAUCUACGCCUUGCUCUAUACCACCGGUCAUUGUAUGAGAGCAUGUGUAACUCCAGCUAUACCUAUGCCAAUCUCAAGCUGUGGUCCAUACAGGGUUUGAAGAGACUUCAGGAAUUCCUAGCAGAAAUGGGACUCCCGCUGAACCAAGUCAGGCAGAAGUUUAACUCCAUGGACAUCUCACUGAAGGAUAUACGAGAAAUGAUUGAGGAGUCUGCUAAUAAAUUUGGAAUGAAGGACAUCCGAGUACAGACGUUCAGUGUGCACUUUGGGUUUAAAAACAAGUUUCUCGCCAGUGACGUUGUUUAUUCAGUGGCUUCUCUGCUUGAGAACAUUGAGAUAGAUGAUGGAAACAAAAACUUUAUUGAAGCUUUGGACAGUCUUUCCAGAAGUAAUCUAGAUAAACUACAUCGCGGUCUGGAACUGGCCAAGCAACAGCUCCGAGCAAUUCACCAAACAGUUGCCAGCUGUAUUUGUACCAAUCUUAUCAUCUCACAUGGGCCCUUUCUUUAUUGUUAUUUGCAAGAGGGAACUCCAGAUGUCAAGAUCUAUUCAAAACCCAUUUGUAUGAAACUUUUGUGCAAGCAUCUGCUCAAGUGCUUUGUCCGCUCGACCAAGAACAAACGGUGCAAGGUGCUCCCACUGGUCAUGGCAGCACCAAUGGACCUGGAGAAGGGAACGGUGAUAGUGAUUGGAAUCCCACCAGAAACUGAAAGCUCGGAUAAAAAGAAUUUCUUUGGCAAAGCAUUUGAAAAGGCAGCAGAAAGUACCAGCUCAAGGACUCUGCAUGAUAAUUUUGAUAGCUCUAUAAUAGAACUGAAAACUGAGGAUCGCAGCAAAUUGGAUGCACUUAUCUCUUUACUGUCAUAA